AUGGGCAAGACCAAGGUUGCGGACAAAUCGUCCAAGAAGGACAAGAAGGCUGAGCUUUCGAGCAUCAAGGCCGGUCGCGUUACCAAGCCUGCUACGACUCCUAAGUCGAAGAGCAAGGACAUUGCCAAGUCAGUUGCUUCCAACGUCAAGGACAAGAAGAAGUCGAAGAAGGCUCCUACCCCCGAGCCUGAGUCUGAUUCUUCGUCUGAGAGCGAGAGCGAGAGCGAGGAAUCCGAGGAGAGCAGCAGCGAGGAGGAGGAGGUCACCAAGAAGACCGCCACCAAAGCUAAAGCUGCUCCCAAGGCCGCUGCUAAGGCCGACUCCGAUUCUGACUCUUCCGACAGCAGCGAGGAGGAUAGCGAGAGCGAGAGCGAGAGCAGCGAGGAGGAGAAGCCUACCCCCAAGGCCAAGGCCAACGGUGUCAAGACCAACGGCGCUGCUAAGGCCAAGGCUGAGUCCAGCGACUCUGAGAGCGACUCUGAGUCUGAGUCCGACUCGGACAGCAGCGAGUCCAAGGACGAGAAGCCUGCUGCCAAGGUUGAGGCUACCUCUACCUCCGACUCUUCCGACUCCGACUCCGAUUCUUCCGAUUCUGAAAGUGAUGAGGCUGAGGCUCCCUCCAAGAAGCGUAAGGCUGAGGAGGUUGCUGAGCCCGUCAUCAAGAAGACAAAGACCGAUGAGCCCGUUGCUGAGGACGGUGUCAAGAACCUGUUUGUUGGCAACCUGAGCUGGAACAUCGAUGAGGACUGGCUCCGCCGCGAGUUUGAGAGCUUUGGUGAGAUUGUUGGCUGCCGUGUCAUUACUGACCGCGAGACUGGCCGCGCCAAGGGAUUCGGUUACGUUGAGUUUGCCAAAGCUGCUGAUGCCGCCAAGGCACAGAAGGACAUGCACGAGUACGAGCUCGACGGUCGUCCAUUGAACGUCGACUUCAGCACCCCUCGCCAAAAGCCUGACGCCAAUGCCCGUGCCAACAAGUUUGGUGACAAGCGCAGCGCUCCCAGCAACACUCUCUUCAUUGGUAACCUUUCGUUCGACUGCACCAACGAGACCAUCCAGGAGGUGUUCGCCGAGUACGGCAACGUCACUCGUGUCUCUCUGCCCACCGACCGCGACAGUGGUGCGCUCAAGGGCUUCGGAUACGUUGACUUUGGCAGCCAAGAGGAGGCUACCGCUGCCCUCGAGGCUCUUCAUGGCCAGGACGUUGCAGGCCGCCCCCUCCGCGUCGACUUCGCCGCUCCCCGUGAUGACAACGGUGGCGGUGGUGGCCGCGGUGGCUUUGGAGGAGGUCGCGGCGGCGGUCGUGGCGGCCGCGGAGGCUUCGGCGACCGUGGUGGUCGUGGAGGUGGCCGUGGUGGCGGCGGCUUUGGCGGUCGUGGAGGCCGUGGCGGCGCUCGCGGAGGCGGCCGUGGUGGUUCAUUCAACCGCGGUGGCUUUGGCGACUUCCAGGGCCAGAAGAAGUCUUUCGACUAA
This is a messenger RNA of Bipolaris sorokiniana ND90Pr, 1470 nucleotides long. RefSeq lists its product as uncharacterized. The transcript has 3 exons. Lineage: Eukaryota; Fungi; Ascomycota; Dothideomycetes; Pleosporales; Pleosporaceae. Gene Ontology annotation, molecular function: RNA binding. The coding region runs from base 1 to 1470 and encodes 489 amino acids. The record is from RefSeq and is a predicted model, not a curated record.